Molecule: messenger RNA, 2475 nt
Organism: Bubalus bubalis (water buffalo)
Lineage: Eukaryota; Metazoa; Chordata; Mammalia; Artiodactyla; Bovidae
Gene: IRX2
Product: iroquois homeobox 2
Exons: 5
Coding region: 98-1525 (475 amino acids)
Biological process (GO): cell development; neuron differentiation; regulation of transcription by RNA polymerase II
Cellular component (GO): nucleus
Molecular function (GO): DNA-binding transcription factor activity, RNA polymerase II-specific; RNA polymerase II cis-regulatory region sequence-specific DNA binding
Source: RefSeq, a predicted model, not a curated record
CGCCGCCGCCUCGCGCCCCGGCCGGGCGUGGAUGGAGGGCGCCGCGCGCCCUGCCCGCUGCUCGGCGUGACGCGGGCCCCCGCGCCCCGCGCCCACCAUGUCCUACCCGCAGGGCUACCUGUACCAGGCGCCCGGCUCGCUGGCGCUCUAUUCGUGUCCGGCGUACGGCGCGUCGGCGCUGGCGGCGCCGCGCAGCGAGGAGCUGGCGCGGUCGGCGUCGGGCUCGGCGUUCAGCCCCUACCCCGGCUCCGCGGCCUUCACCGCGCAAGCGGCCACCGGCUUCGGCAGCCCGCUGCAGUACUCCGCCGACGCCGCCGCCGCCGCCGGCUUCCCGUCCUACAUGGGCGCGCCCUACGAUGCACACACGACCGGGAUGACGGGCGCCAUCAGCUACCACCCUUACGGCAACGCGGCCUACCCGUACCAGCUCAACGACCCGGCCUACCGCAAGAACGCCACGCGGGACGCCACGGCCACGCUCAAGGCCUGGCUCAACGAGCACCGCAAGAACCCCUACCCCACCAAAGGCGAGAAGAUCAUGCUCGCCAUCAUCACCAAGAUGACCCUCACGCAGGUCUCCACCUGGUUCGCCAACGCGCGCCGGCGCCUCAAGAAGGAGAACAAGAUGACGUGGGCGCCCAGAAACAAAAGUGAGGACGAGGACGAGGACGAGGGCGACGCGGCGAGGGGCAAGGAGGAGAGUGCGGACAAGGCGCACGAGGGCACCGAGACAUCGGCUGAGGACGAAGGGAUCAGCCUGCACGUGGACUCGCUCACCGACCACUCCUGCUCCGCCGAGUCAGACGGAGAGAAGCUGCCCUGCCGCGCCGGGGACCCCCUGUGCGAGUCGGGCUCGGAGUGCAAGGAGAAGUACGACGACCUGGAGGACGAGGACGACGACGACGACGAGGACGGCGAGCGGGACCUGGCGCCGCCCAAGCCCGUGACCUCGUCGCCGCUCACCGGCGUGGAGGCGCCGCCGCUGCUGAGCCCCCCUCCCGAGGCCGCGCCCCGCGGGGGCGGGGGCGGCAAGACGCCCCUGGGCAGCCGGACGUCGCCAGGCGCGCCGCCGGCCGCCAGCAAGCCCAAGCUGUGGUCUCUGGCCGAGAUCGCCACGUCGGACCUCAAGCAGCCGAGCCUGGGCCCGGGCUGCGCGCCGCCCGGGCUGCCCGCCGCCGCCGCGCCCGCCUCGAGCGGGGCGCCGCCGGGCGGCUCGCCCUACCCCGCGUCACCGCUCCUCGGCCGCCACCUCUACUACACAUCGCCCUUCUACGGCAGCUACACAAACUACGGGAACUUGAACGCGGCGCUGCAGGGCCAGGGGCUGCUGCGGUACAACUCGGCGGCCGCGGCCCCCGGAGAGGCGCUGCACGCCGCGCCAAAGGCCGCCAGCGACGCGGGCAAGGUGGGCGCGCACCCGCUCCCGGAGCCCCACUACCGGCCCCCGGGCGGCGGCUACGAGCCGAAGAAAGAUGCCAGCGAGGGCUGCACCGUGGUUGGUGGGGGCGUCCAGCCCUACCUAUAGAAGGGCCGAGACAGCAAUGCAAGUAGGUGUCACAAUUGCUUUGGAAAAAAAAAAAAGUCAGCAGGCCAUUCUCUCCUCCCAAGUUCAUAAAUAUACAGAUAUAUAUAUAUAUAUAAAAUGACCUCUAAAUCCCGACCGCGUCUUGUGCCACUGUAAACAGGAAGGAUCCACAGGGCACUGCCAACCCACAGACUCUAUCGGAGCAGACUUUUGUUGGACAUACGUGAAUUUGUUGGCAUAGUAUAGCUUCCCCAAUGUAUGUGUGACUUUUGAAAACAAUCUUUUUUCUCAGGAUAUCUUGAAUUGAUCACUUCAUUGCCACGGUAUAUAUUCUAUAGGUGUGAUAGGAUUUACUGUAAAAUUUAUUUGUAAAAGAUGUACACAGUAGAAAUAAAACGUGAUUAUAGAACUUGAGUACUUAAGAAGUGGAAACAAAUUUGAUAUUUAUUUUUAUAAUGAUAUAAAGCUUCUAGUAAUUUAUGCAAGUUGUAUUGCAAUGGAAUCUAAACCUUUUGUAAAUAAAUUCUGCCUGGUUUUUAUUUGAACAUUGCUGGUUAUACAAUCUUUGUUGGUUGUUUAACAAGAAUUCUUUACUAAUUUAUAUCUUAAAUUGUAAAUAAAAACAAACUAGUCUACAACAGCGUGGUGUUUGGGGCUCAUUUGUCCUGGAAGAGGCUUUGGGUAGGGAGCCCUGGGGACAGCAGCCCCUCCCCCCAGGUGAUCUGACCUCAGGCUUUUUAAUGAAAAUGUGUAAAAUAAUCCCUCCCGUCUGCUCCUGCAAGAAGGCAGAGGCAGGAGCAGUACACUGUAGGGAGAUACGCAUGGUUUUACAUUAUUUAUAUACACAUGCAUUGUAAGAAAAUCUGGAUUUUGUGUUCUGAAUAUGCAAAUGGAUUGUUAGUGUACAUUUUAAAAACUUGGCAAAAUAAAGUGAUCUGAUACCCCAUUCA